Lotus japonicus is the source of this 1761-nucleotide messenger RNA. RefSeq lists its product as uncharacterized. NCBI's taxonomy places the organism in Eukaryota, Viridiplantae, Streptophyta, Magnoliopsida, Fabales, Fabaceae. The record is from RefSeq and is a predicted model, not a curated record. The coding region runs from base 1 to 1761 and encodes 586 amino acids. The transcript has 3 exons.
AUGAAACUCUACGAAGGUGACUCCGACCCGACGGAGCACAUAAACUUUUUCGUGGGAGCCAUGCAGUAUGCCGGAGCCACUGACCCGAUCUACUGCCGCUGCUUUCCGAUGAGCUUGGGGAAAGGCCCAAUGAACUGGGUCCAAAACCUCCCCAACAACUCCAUUCACAACUGGGAAGGGGUCAUGUCAAGCUUCUUAGCCCAGUAUUCCUCGGUGAGAAACAUUCCGAAGUCUGAAGAAACGUUGGCCCUAAUCAAGCAGGGCGAGAAGGAAUCCCUGAAGGCUUUCCUUAACCGCUUCAACAAAGAAGCGGGAGACAUUCCGGACCUCCUCCCCCAAGUCCGCCUGAUCUUGGUACGACAGGCGCUCAGACCAGGCCCUUUCUUAACUUCUUUGGAUGGAAAGAAAGCCAGGACACUGGAGGAAUUUCAAACCCGGUCAGAGAAAUAUAUUAACAUGGAGGAAGCGGCGACAUUGAGGUCCACCAAUCAAAACCCAGGCCAUAAGCCCUCUGAGAAGACCGGAGACCCCGGCGAGACUAAGCGCGAUCGCGAGCCUCGGCGGAAGAGCCAGGAUGAGAAAAAGCAGAAAUGGAAGAACCCCGGUCAUAACACGGACGAGUGCCUGAACCUGAAAGACAGGGUAGAAGAACUAAUCAGAGUCAGGAGAUUGUCAAAGUACGUCGCCCUCUCCUCGGGCGACCUCCCUCGUCCACGUUCACCACCUCCCAGAAGGUCACCCACCCCGCCCAGGGCCCGUGCCCAGACCCCUCCCAGGAACCGAGCCCGCACACCCACUCGAGCAAGGAGCCCCCGUCAUCGCCGAAGUCCCGACCGACGCAGGAGCCCCGACCGUCGUAGAAGUCCGGAUCGACGUCGCUCUCCAGAUCGGCGGGACCACGAUGACGUACGAAGGCGCCACGAGACCAAUCUGGUCAGCGUCGGAUCGAUUGCUGGAGAAAGUACUCAUCACCUUCAUGGAAGCCUCGUGGUGGGCACCCGGGUCAUCAUGUCAGCAGGUGGGCGGCCUCGUCCUAGCUCCCUCCGGCCACCGCAGCAGAAAGUACCCAUCACCUUCACGGAAGCCGACUACGGCACAGACACCGGCGAGGAGGACGACCCGAUUGUCGUGGAGGCCCUCAUCGCAAACGGUAAGGAUGCUUAUAAAACCUUAGGCUUAUCGGUAAAAGACCUGAUCCCCUAUGACCACGAUUUGAUCGGGUUCACUGGGGACAGAGUUCUACCAUUAGGAUAUUUUGAUGCAUACCUCUCCCUAGGAGACCCUCAUGUUUGCAGGACUGUCAAGGCCCGAUUCUUGGUGGUGAAAUGCCCAACAGCCUACAACGCCAUAAUCAGCAGUCCAAGCCUCAAUGUCUACCGGGCCAUCGUCUCCACCCACCACCUGAUGUUGAAGUACCCAUGGGCCGGAAGGGCGGUUUUUGUACGCGGAAACCUAACCAUGGCCAGGGGGUGCUACAACUCCAGCUGCAGAUUGGCGCGAGCGGAUCGCAAGAGGAAAGAGCCCGACCACGGGAAAAGAGUCGAAAGCUUCCACCUCCGAGCAGGAGCAUGCUUGACCGACAUCGACCCGCGAGUGGACCAAUCCAGAGAGGAUCAGCGUCUUAAGCCGGAUGGGGAAGCACAACCUGUUCAGGUCGGCCGUGGCCCCGAGCAAACCACCAAGCUGGCCCGAGAUCUCCCUCAGGAUCUCUCAAACCGACUGGAGGCCCUCCUGAACAGUUACGGGCACUUAUUUGCCUGA